Messenger RNA from Zingiber officinale, 2007 nucleotides. Its product is annotated as cytochrome P450 CYP72A219-like. Gene Ontology annotation, molecular function: oxidoreductase activity, acting on paired donors, with incorporation or reduction of molecular oxygen; heme binding; monooxygenase activity. The transcript is spliced from 5 exons. NCBI's taxonomy places the organism in Eukaryota, Viridiplantae, Streptophyta, Magnoliopsida, Zingiberales, Zingiberaceae. The record is from RefSeq and is a predicted model, not a curated record. The coding region runs from base 99 to 1763 and encodes 554 amino acids.
UAUCUGCUUUUUUGGUGGGACAGUUCAUUAUACGCAACUCCAUAAUUUGUCAGGUCAUCGUUGUGAUCACCAUUUCAAGCUCCGAUUUAAGAGCGCAUAUGCCAUCUCUAUCCAUCACGAUCAGUAUCGAAGAAAGAAGGAGCUUCAUUCCGAUCUUCUCAAUUUCACAAAUCAUUUUUUUUUUUCAAGUCUUGCUUUUGAGUUGCAGCCUUGCAGACAUGGAACUGUGGUUCGCCGUGUGCGGCGGCCUGGCCGCGCUGCUGGUGGCUGCCUGGGCAGUCAGGAUGCUGAACUGGGCGUUCUGGAAGCCGCGCCGCCUAGACCACCUGCUCCGGUCGCAGGGACUCAAGGGCUCCUCCUACCGUCCCAUCAGCGGCGAUCUCAAGGAUUUUGUCCGGCUUACCGAGGAGGCCCGCGCCAAGCCCAUGCCCUUCUCCCACGCCAUCUUCCCUCGCGUUUCUCCCUUCUUGCAACGCGCAACUGAAGCACACGGAAAGGAGAACAAGGUAACUUUCCAUUGGAUGGGAACUAAGCCGAGAGCGCUCAUCGCGGAUCCUGAUCAAAUCAGAGAAGUUUUGGCCGACAAGACCGGCGAGAUCGGGAAGGCAAACACCAGUCAUCUGUUUAAGUACUUUCUCACAGGCGUGCUGGGUCAGGAAGGUGAGAAAUGGGCCAAGCACAGGAAGAUAUUGAACCCCGCUUUCCAUAUAGAGAAGCUCAAGCGCAUGCUGCCUGCUUUCUCUGCUUGUUGUGAUGAGUUGGUCAACCGAUGGGAUGAGACGGCGGCGAAAGGUGAAGAGAUAGAUGUUUUCGUCGAAUUCCAGAGCCUCACCGGCGAUGUCAUUUCCCGGAGUGCUUUCGGUAGCAAUUUUGAGGAAGGAAGGAAAAUUUUCCAGCUUCAUAAUGAGCAAACUUUGUUCAUCGCCGGCAGUCUCCCUUAUGCACAUAUACCGGGCUACAGGUUUUUGCCCACCCGAAUGAACACUAGAAUGAAAGCAAUCGACAAAGAGGUGAAAGGGAUUCUAUUGAGCAUAAUCAAGAAGAGGGAGGAGAGUAUGAAAUUGGGCACCGCAAACAACGAUGACCUUCUUGACUUGUUACUGGAGUCCAAUCUGCAACACCUCCGAGAACAUGGGAACGCCGGGUUGACGACGGACGAGGUGGUGGAUGAAUGCAAACUGUUCUACUUCGCAGGACAAGAGACUACGUCCCUUUUGCUAACGUGGACGAUGGUUGUGCUGAGCAUGCAUCAAGAUUGGCAAGAACGGGCUCGCGAAGAGGUUCUGCAAGCCUUUAGGAAAGAGAAACCUACUUUCGAUGGCUUGAGCCACUUGAAGACCGUGACGAUGAUUCUGUACGAGGUUCUGCGACUCUACCCGCCGGUACUCGGCAUACCGCGCCAGGUCCUCAAGAGCACAAAAAUUGGGAACGUAGUGUACCCUCCAGGCGUCCUGCUCUACCUGUCCAUCCUUCAGGUUCACCAUGAUCCAGACUUGUGGGGCAAAGACGUCGACGAGUUCAAGCCGGAGAGAUUCGCGGAGGGCAUGUACAAGGCGUCAGAGAAGAAUGCCUUCUUCCCCUUCGGUAGCGGCCACCGGAUCUGCAUAGGCCAGAACUUCGCGUUGCUGGAAGCCAAGCUGGCACUAUGUUUGAUCCUUCAACGCUUCUCCUUUGACCUCUCGCCGUCCUACACUCAUGCUCCCAACUUUGUUCUCACUCUCAAGCCUCAGCAUGGGGCUCCUAUCAGACUGCGUAGGAUUUGAAACCAUCAAUCCUUCCAUCGACCAAUCUUAAUAUAUACAUAUAUAUAUAUAUAUAUAUAUAUAUAUAUAUAUAUAUAGAUACAUAUACUUCUGUUGUAAAAUCUAUAGAAAUCUUAUAAUUGCAUAGUUAGUGUUUAUUCCGUAUGUAUGGUAAUGGUAAUGGUGAGGACCAUUAUCGAAGCCUUUUGAUGUAAUUCGUUAGUGUUACUGAGAUAUAGAGUAAAAAUAAAAUAAAGAAACUAAU